Molecule: messenger RNA, 2682 nt
Organism: Aspergillus alliaceus
Lineage: Eukaryota; Fungi; Ascomycota; Eurotiomycetes; Eurotiales; Aspergillaceae
Gene: atrR
Product: transcription factor atrR
Exons: 7
Coding region: 1-2682 (893 amino acids)
Biological process (GO): DNA-templated transcription; regulation of DNA-templated transcription
Molecular function (GO): zinc ion binding; DNA binding; DNA-binding transcription factor activity, RNA polymerase II-specific
Source: RefSeq, a predicted model, not a curated record
AUGGAUGGCAUGGGGGAAGGUCCAGAUGGGAUGGGCUUCGAUAUGCCUAUGCUCAUGAACCAACAAUCCCACAUCUUUGGCGCUUACACUGACGGUUCGCGCGGUUCGCCGUUGAAUUCUGUUCUUCCGAAUCCCACAUUUAACGAUGAGCCUUCCAUGGGCGCGGGCGAAGACGCUAAUGACGCCAAGAGGAGAAGAAUCGCCAGAGCCUGCGACAUGUGCCGGAAGAAGAAGAUCAAAUGUGACGGAAAAAUGCCCAAAUGCUCGCAUUGCAUUAACUAUAAAACCGACUGUGUUUUCACCCAGGUUGAGAAAAAGCGAAAUCCUCCCAAAGGUGCCAAAUACAUAGAGGGUCUGGAGAAUCGGUUGGGGAGAAUGGAAUCGCUCUUACGAUUGUCUGGUCUCUUAUCGGAGGAUGAUGGGAAAACGGAUCUUGGGACUCUCGAGAAGCGCCUCGCCGACCGAUCUCUGGCAAGCGGUGGGUUAAAUUCCUUGAAGAGCCCAAACAGAUUCAAUGGUUCAAGCUCGACUUCGCAAUCCCAACAUACUACUGUGUCCCGUCAUUCGACUCCACGAAUGGAAUCUCAAUCCAGUCCGCACACGGCUGCCACAUCGCCUGAUUCACUGAAAGAGUCCGAGACAGAAGUUGAGGGACUCUCAGACAUGAUGUGCUCGCUUGUUACGAAUAAUUGCGGGGAAACACGAUAUAUUGGUUCAUCUUCAGGGUUUUCGAUAUUCUCCCCCAAGGGAAUUCAAUGGGUCAAUGAAAAGACAGGCGAUACGUCUUUCCAGGACAUGAUAUCAUCUGCUUAUGUGGAUGAUAAUAAAUGGAUGUACUGGAAACCAGAGAUUUUCAGUGACAUCUUUGCCCGUCGUGUUUUCAAACCAUUGCCCCCAAAGGAAGAGGCGAUGUCACUUUUCCGAGAUUUCUUCGAGAAUUUCAACUGCAUGUUCCCGUUGUUUCACGAACCGACAUUCAUGCACUUGGUGGAACGCCAAUACUCCCGAGAUCCAUACGAAGGCUCUGGCUGGUGGGCUAGUAUCAAUGUUGUUCUGGCCAUUGCACACAGGCUGCGAGUCAUGAGUAAUCUGGUGCCUCAGGAGGAGGACAAAAAGGCUUGGCUUUAUUUGAAAAAUGCCAUGGGGGUCUUGACGGAGCUUACUAUGCGAAACACAGAUCUCCUAAGUGUUCAAGCAUUACUAGGCAUGUCUCUUUUUCUACAAGGAACUCCAAAUCCUCAACCGUCUUUUUUCCUUGUUGCAGCUGCCAUUAGAUUGUCGCAUAGCAUCGGUCUCCAUAAACGGGGAUCUGGUUUUGGCUUAAACCCAGUUGAAGUUGAGCAGCGGAAGAGGGUGUUUUGGAUUGCUUACCUCCUUGAUAAAGACAUCUGUCUUCGUUCUGGUCGCCCUCCGGUUCAAGAUGAUGACGAUAUGAAUGUGGAAUUACCGAGCGAAGACCCGCCCGAUAACAUCGGCAACGUUCCUCUGUCUGACGGGAAGGGGAAGUUCAACUUGUUCAGAUCAUUGUGUCGUUUUGCUACCAUCGAGAGCCGGGUGUAUAAGCGGCUAUACUCCGCCAAAGCAUCUAAACAAUCCGAUGGUGAGCUGUUGAAUACGAUUGGAGAAUUGGACAAGGAACUCGAAGAGUGGAAAGACAGUAUUCCUAUUGAUUUUCGACCGGAGCAUGAAAUCAAAGCUUCUCACACGCCUCUAAUUCUCCACGUCGUCGUGCUUCAUUUUGCCUACUAUAAUUGCUUGACGACAAUUCACCGGAUGUCUGUGCAUCACGGAUAUUGGACAAGCCGACUAUCUAAUUAUGCAAUCCAAGGCCUGAAUGCCAGACCAUUGAAUCCCAGAGUCUUUUUAUCUGCCGUUCUUUGCGUCACUGCCGCCCGGGCCUCUAUAAACCUGAUAAAAUACAUUCCGCACGGUGAUUUUGCUUGUGUCUGGUUAAUACUAUAUUAUCCUGUUUCGGCAUUGGUGACUUUAUUUGCUAAUAUCCUCCAAAACCCCAACGAUGCUCGGGCUCGUUCUGAUGUCAAACUCAUGAACGUUGUCGUAAAUUUUCUCUCGACGCUUGUCUCCGACGAAUCUAACGGGAGUAUCAAGCGUAUGCUUGGCCUCUGCGGCGAAUUCGAGAGGAUAGCUCAAGUAGUUCUUGAUAAGGCAGAAAAGGAGUCCCACUCCAAGAAGAAACGCAAGGUACCCCCUGAUGAGCCAGAGAACUUACAGCAGAAGACACCUGAGGAGAAUUCAGCUCCUUCUCCUUCCACUUCGAGGCCGGCAAACGCAACAUCAACAACUGCGCCAUUCUCAUCGUCUUCGUACCCUGCGAAUCUCGGCAAUACUAGGCCUAGCAUGUCAAACCCUUCGAGGACCUUUGUUCCAGGUCAAACUGUUCUAGGCACCAACGGUGUUCCCACAUCUUUACAAGAGAGCAUGCAAACCAUGUCUGGUAUGGGACACGAUUUCCCAGAGAUGCUUAGCCCCAACAACAUGGACGGGGUAGGCUUUGGCGAUCAGCAGCCAUUCGGAACUCCUACAGAACCUCCUAUGACAUCUUUCCAACAGCCCUUUGUGCCACAAGAUUUGUGGCAGAUGCCGAUGACGAUUGAAUGGGACUGGGCUGAUAUGUCUAGCAACUUCCCAGUCUUCGAAGGGACGCCCAAUAAUGGACCGUGA